Stegodyphus dumicola is the source of this 3532-nucleotide messenger RNA. RefSeq lists its product as uncharacterized. The record is from RefSeq and is a predicted model, not a curated record. Lineage: Eukaryota; Metazoa; Arthropoda; Arachnida; Araneae; Eresidae.
ACGCUCCAAAACAAGGUAAUAGUAAAACAAAGUCAGAUUCAAGUCUGACCAGAAAUUCAACCCCUUCUGCAAGCGUACAUAAGGUUAAGGCAGGAAAAAUUCAAAAAUCAGAUCAAGUUGAAACUAAUAUUAAGGAAAAUGCAAAUAAUAGUAAACCUGUGCAAGCUCCAAGCGCAGCAUCCGAAGGGGGUGUGUUGUCUCUUGCGAAUUCUUCAAAAACUGGUGACAAAAUUGCCAAAACGUUAACAGCAAUUUCAAAAGAAAAACUCUCAUCAAAAGAAGUAUCCUCUUUACCUUUUAAGGACACUAAAACAGCAAAUGAAGAAACAGCUCCAAAAGUUAUAUGUGAAAAUUCUUCACAUGCGAAAAAUAAUCCUGUUAGCAUAUCUAAGAAUCUAUCGAGCAGUCCAAAAGGUAAUUCCAAGCAAAAAGUCAUAAAACAAGUUUCAAAUUUAAAUAAGCGGAAUAGUGAUGUAUCUGAAAGUAAUUGUUCACCGGAACGAAAGAUGACAACAAGCAUUUCAAACACAAAUGCCGACACUGCACAAACAAGAGAAAAUGAUAUCCACAAGCCACCUUCUGAAGACAGUGGUAUAACACGGGGAGAUCAAAUUUCAUCUGAAGCUACAGCUGAGCCAACGCCUUCCGUGCUUCCUUCUACAGAAAAUCCUGUACCACCAUCUCCAGUAAAGCGAAAUCGAAAGGAAAGAAGAUCUAGACAUUCUCAUAGCAAGAAUUGUAGACGUCAUAGCAGGCGUUCUCAAGAAGAGAGAAGCGCUGCUUUAAAGAGAGGGCAAUGUGAUGAAUAUUAUGACGGACUUACAGGAGCUCGUCGUUUUCAUAAAGGCAGACAUUCGGACAGCUGGACUUCUGAUCUUUCUUGGGAAGAGAAAGAACUGUUGCGCCGCCUUCGAAGUAGAAGAGGAACUGUUCGUUCUAAUGCACCUUCCGCGAGAUCUGCACGAUCUCACCAAUGGAAGCAGGACGAAGGGCAUUUUCAUCGACCUCAGCCCUUUCGACGAUCUGUUUCGGACGAAAGUACCUUUUUCGGCUCUUCUGUCUGCUCAUGCGAUGACUGCUGGGCAUUUUUCAUGAAAGACUAUGCAUAUGGAAGGGCAUCUUUAAGGGGUAUUCCGGCCACUCAGGAAUUAUGUACGUGUCGAAUGGUCCGUCCAGAUUUCCUGGGACGACGGGUUCAGUUCCGUUCUGAAACAAUCCACGAAGCAUCGCAGUCUGAACGGACAGUGACAACUCCAACAAUGACCGAAAAUAAAGACGGCGGAACUGAAGACGAUGUUACUAGUAACCUUUCUGCGAAGAAGAAAGACGAAGAACCACAAAAGUUACCCAACGGAAUUACAGAGAAAAAAUCCAAGACUGCGGAAGAAAAUUACCGAUUUGUUACACCAUGGGAGUUAGAAGAAUGGGAUCUGGCAAUGAAACGUCAUUUGCUGCACAGGCGAAGGAGACGAGCUCGAUGUAUGGGUAUUAUGGCACUGGCAAUGGUAGUCUUCAUCGGACUGGUGGUAGCAGUAGUCAUGAUAUAUCUGCGAAGGAAAGUGAUCUAAUCGCGUGUUUGAAUAUUGCUAGAACUCUCAUAAGAUAAAGAUGUAUAUGUAGAUAUACCUGACUAUAUAACCUUUUAAACAUAGAUCCUACUGUUAACUUUUAAACGAAAUAUUUCCUUUGUAAGGGACAGUAUUCUUUGAUAAAUAUUGAUAUUUGCAUGAUGUAGAUAAACGCAUAAUGUGCAACAACGUUUAUGAAAAGUGUUCUAUUUUAAGCAGGACCGGUGCGUUUCUGCCAAAGUAGUUAAAAUUACUGGUUAAUGCUUUCUGCCGUAAACGUAUCAAUAACUGGCAAAAACUCUCAAAAAACGCUUUGUAGUACACUAAUUAAAGCAAAGAAAUGUAUUUUCAAAGCAAGUAAAUUUACCUAUAACGCAUUUAUAAUAUUUAUUCAAAGUUCAUGUGCAUCAGCUUCACCCCUCGAUUUCUGCAACACAUUUUCCACAAAAUAGUUAACAUAAAGAGAGCAAUUUGACUGGUGUUACAAAACACAAAGAAUUUUCUGAUUUGCUGUGAAUAAAGAAGGAGCUGAAUAAUAUUCUUGAAACCUAAAGAUAUUUACAGGCAUUGUCAGCAUUGUAGAAACAAGAAUUAUUGAUCUUCAGUUGCACCACAUUAGACCAUAAUAUAAAAUCUGAAAUAUUUUAUGACUUCUCUGGAGAAAUAAAUGUAUGUUAAUAAACGGAGCUGAUUUUGCAUGAAAAGCUAUGAUGUAAGGCACAAAAUGUGGGACUAGGUCAUAAAAUAAUACCUUAGCUCUUCCUUCUCACUGAUUUAAUAAUACAGAUCUCACGUACCAUGAACGAAGCAUAUUGCCACACAAUGUUGAGUUAUUGUCUAACUAAAACUAUUCCAACUUGUUUUCUGAAAGGGAAGGAUGCAUUGCAUUUUUUCUCGUUAAAAAUUAAUUUUAAGCUCAUAAUUUUGUAGAAAUAGAAUGAUUUAAAUAGGCAAAAUUUGAUAUAUUUACUCUUUUUAUUAUUAGAAUUACAUAUUGAUUAAUACAAUUGAUAUCCACAAAUUGUUUCUACUUAUGGAUAUAUAUUUAUAUAUAUUAAUUAAAAUAUGUACUUUUUAUGCAUUAAAAGAAUUUAUUAAGUUAGUAAAUAUUGUUAAUCAAAAUUCAAAUACUUUUAUUAGUUUCUCCUAAGAGAUACCACUUUAUGUCAGUUAUAACCAUUUUAUGCCACAGUGAGGCGAAAACUAUAUUCAGCAGGCAGAUAAUCAAGCCAGAUUUUAAGAUAUUUAAAAAUAGUAUUUUCCUUUUAAUGCUAUAAACAGCGAUAAGUGUCAGUUCCUCAAACAAAAUAAGACAUAUUAGUAAAAAAUGCGCCUAACAUCGACUAAUUGACUAACAUUGACUAAUACUGAUAAUCUGCAACCUGCAGAUACUCUACAAAGCAACUGGAAGAACUACCCUUCCACCUCUAGCAAUAAAUCCUCCAUGAAGUUGUAGCAUUUCCACAAGACGGAAUCUUAGUGAAGUAAAAUGUCCUAAAGGACAAAUAGACCAAUUAAGUAAAAUGUUCCUACUUAAUAUAGCCUUUCAUGUAUAGAUAUAAUACACGAAAAAUAAUUUGCUAUACAAAACCUUUUACUGAAUUGAAUUUACGCAAAUCUCAUAGUCGUUAAUAAGUAUUUUAUAAUGAGCAUGAGCUUCUGUCCAGAUAAUCAGGAUAUAUCUUACGCUGCAACCAGAAUUAAAAUAAUAAAGCGAGGAAAAAUAACAGUAGAAACCAUUAAGAUAAGGAUCUAAAGUAAUUCACAAGACAUUCUACAUUCAUUGCAAAGUUGUUUGCUAGAAGAAAAUAAGUUGCUUUCUUAAUUUCAAAUACUAAAAUGUUGUCGUAUUUUGUGCAUUAUCAUCUGAUCACAAUGUUAUUGUUCUCAAGUGUGUAACAGAACCUUAAAUAUUUGCCAAAACAAAUGUAAUUUUGUACAAAUAAAUCUAUAUUUUACUACUU